GCGGCAGGAGCGCGGAACAUGGCGGCGGGCGGCGGCGGGAGCCGCGCGGAUAACGGCUACGGGAGCCAACCGCCGCCGCGGCGCAGGAAGGGCCCGGGCGCGCUGGCCACGGCCUACCUCGUUAUCUACAACGUCGUCAUGACGGCGGGAUGGCUUGUGAUUGCAGUUGGUCUAGUUCGAGCAUACCUGGCUAAAGGUAGCUACCACAGCCUUUACUAUUCAAUAGAAAAGCCUCUGAAGUUCUUCCAAACUGGAGCUUUACUUGAGAUUCUGCACUGUGCAUUUGGCAUUGUUCCAUCUUCUGUUGUCUUGACUGCUUUCCAAGUGAUGUCAAGGGUUUUCCUGACCUGGGCAGUAACACACAGUGUAAAAGAGGUACAAACUGAAGAUAGCGUCCUGUUGUUUGUUGUGGCCUGGACAAUCACUGAGAUCAUCCGUUACUCUUUUUAUACGUUUAGCUUAUUAAACCAUCUCCCUUACCUCAUCAAGUGGGCCAGGUACACUCUAUUUAUAGUAUUGUAUCCAAUGGGAGUUUCAGGCGAAUUGCUCACCAUAUACGCUGCAUUACCCUUCGUCAGACAGUCUGGCUUGUAUUCCAUUAGUUUACCUAACAAGUACAAUUUUUCUUUUGACUACUAUACAUUCCUGAUUCUGAUUAUGAUCUCUUACAUUCCAAUCUUUCCUCAGCUGUAUUUUCACAUGCUACAUCAGAGGAGAAAGGUACUUUCCCACAUUGAGGAACACAAGAAAUCGGAGUAAUUUCAACUCUUUUUCAGAACUUUUCAAACAUCAAAAUGCUGCAGAAUUUUUCAAUACUCAGCACGUUUAUAGAGAAUAUACCAAGAUAAACUAAGUCAGAGGUAAAAGACCCAUAAUUUAGCAAGAAUAACCAAUAUCCUAAUUUCACUGAAAUUCCACAGGGUAAAACAAUGAAAUAUCUUUCAGCUUGCAAUGCUUCAGAAAACUUGUACACUUUAAAUGGCUUCGGCAGUUAGCAUAUUACUUUUCCUUAAAUGAUAUGCUGAAUUGUUUUCAGUUAUUACUAAAUGCCUGAGGGUUACAGUAUGAGUGAUGAAGUUGUACCCACUAAAUGCUUGAAUUAGGAUUAUAUUACUGGUAUCUUUAUUAUUUCUUUUAAGUGCUUGACUGCAUGCCAGAAAUUGUAUGUAUUGCUGUGGAAGCAAACAAUAUGCUCUGGAAUGCUUUAGGAUUUUUGUCAGARACUCCAGUGGAGAAUGUAACCCAGGCAGACUGUUCAAAUUCAGGAAGUGAGGUUGGGAUUUUAAAAGGCAAUGGAAAGAGGAACUAGAAGACAUUUAUGGAAAAUAAAGGAUUCUUCAGGAAUUUAAAUACUAGAGUGUCUGACCAGAGUAUGUUUUCUGAAGAUCUUGUUUAAGCUGAUAACUCAAAUGCAAAUCCAGGGGCUAAAAUGCUGAUCUGAUACACAAAACCUCUUCGUAAGUACUGCAGCCUUAGAUAUUUUUUGAUUUUUUUUGAACAUAGAUUAAUAUUUAUCAUAGUAUCUCUCAUGACAUCAAUAUUGAAGAUGAACAAUAUAGGCACGCAAGUCAACCAGAAACAUAGAUAGUUCUUUUUGACUUUAUAUUUAAUCAUCUCUAAUAACUAUGAACUAGCUCAGUAGUGCUCAUCUUUCUAAGUUGAGGACUAUUUAUAUACUGUAGAAUCAUUUGAGGGCCUUGUGCUUUAACAUGUCUUUUCUCAAGUGACUAAUAUGUAUCACUCUGGCAUAUCCAAACAGGCAGUUCUAGACGCUCUGCUUCUGAAACGYUGCGCAAAAUUAACUCAUAAGCUUCUUUUUUGAAAGCAAGUCUCUCAUGUUACAUGCUGCUUUUGAAGGUUGGAUAAGCCUUCUCUCAUCUGUUUGAGAGAGCAGAAGAGUGCAGAAAGGCAAACUUACCUAGGUGCUUACUCUGGUGUCUAGAGCCAMACCUUCCCAAGGAAAGGUAAAGCAGACGAUGAGAGAGUGGGGAAUGUGGCAGGCCAGGAUGUCUUAGUGCUGUGGGAGCAGUGGCCUGAGUUAGGAACAAACUGUGAGCCGAGGGCCAGCAACGAGGGGAGCGGGGAAAUGAGCAAACAUUCAAGCAAAUGCAAAAGGAAAUGCGGAGUAUGGACUGUGCUCUCUUAUUUACUGAUUGC
Messenger RNA from Nothoprocta perdicaria, 2157 nucleotides. It is a transcript of the gene HACD2, whose product is annotated as 3-hydroxyacyl-CoA dehydratase 2. The record is from RefSeq and is a predicted model, not a curated record. NCBI's taxonomy places the organism in Eukaryota, Metazoa, Chordata, Aves, Tinamiformes, Tinamidae. The coding region runs from base 19 to 759 and encodes 246 amino acids. Gene Ontology annotation, cellular component: endoplasmic reticulum membrane. The transcript is spliced from 7 exons. Gene Ontology annotation, molecular function: 3-hydroxyacyl-CoA dehydratase activity. Gene Ontology annotation, biological process: sphingolipid biosynthetic process; fatty acid elongation; very long-chain fatty acid biosynthetic process.